Molecule: messenger RNA, 10547 nt
Organism: Pocillopora meandrina
Lineage: Eukaryota; Metazoa; Cnidaria; Anthozoa; Scleractinia; Pocilloporidae
Source: the annotation of a GenBank genome assembly
AUGGCAUCGGGUGGAAAUAUAAGUGGGAAACAUUCGGUAAUCUUUAGCAAAAGGUGUGUUAUUUUGAAAGAUAAACGGACACAAGCAGAGCUCAACAAUGAGAUUGAAAAUCUGAUGAAAAGGCCUGAAUUUGAUUUGUACUUUACGUCGCAUGAAGAAAUUCCGCAAGAACAAUUAGACGCACUUCCAGAAGAGUAAGUGAGGCCUUCUGUUCGUUCUUAUUGUCAUAAUUAUGUUACUUAAGAAAUCGUCUGACACGCUUACAAAUCAAUGCUCGUCGUAUCGUGGCAAGUUCCAUCACUCCCGCUUGUACCGAAGAAAUGUCGUUUCUUUCACCACUAGUACACUCAUCAUUCUGCCAGUGGUUAUUUACUCUCUCAGAGUUACGCUUAAUCCUAUAAUUUCACGAAGAGUCUGCUAAUUACAGAAAUCGUUGUUAUUUCUAACUCCUGUUCCCAAUUUGAUAUUUGGAAUAUCUACAGUGACACCACGGUUUAAAGACUUUAAUUCUAGUUCCGUCAACCCACUACGUUAUUUUAAAAUGUCAAAAUGUAGUAACGGGUGCUGCUACCUUAAUUAACAAAUAGAGAAGCCUUGACUGUGCUCUGUUCUGUUAUAAAGCACGAAGGAAGCGGCUAGAGCACGAAAAAAGUGUAGGGAGAAACACGAGACGUAGCCGAGUGUUUCUUCCCACUUCUUGAAUGGAAGUGGGAAGAAACACUCGACUACGUCUCGUGUUUCUCCCUACACUUCUUUCGUGCUCUAGCCGCUUCCUAAGUGCUUUAUAACAGAACAGAGCACAGUCAAGGCUUCUCUAUUUGUUUUAUAAUAAAGAAUCCGUUAAAUUCCCCAUGUAUUACUUUCAAUUUUAAAAACAAACUUUAUUUCCAAAGCGAAGAACAGUGUCGUCAGCAUGCUCUAUACUCUCAUAGAGCACGCUACAAUUAGCCAAUGAGAAUCCCUGUUAGAAUGGUUCAAAUAAUCUGAUUGGCUGUACAAGACAAAAGCUGUCAAAAGUGUCAAACCAUCAAAGUUCAAAAACCAUCAAAGUUCACACUCUGCGAUAGUUUACAAACUAAAAUAGUUCGGCAGGUCGAAUUUAACUCUUUUGCCUGAAGUUUUUAAUUCAGAAUCUUGAAGUGAAAUGUUCAGUGAACUUCAGUCGAAUUAUGGCUCAUAAAAACACGCGGGUUUUUUCACAUGACAAGGUAGAAAACAAACUGUUCAAGGCGAGUGUUUUUUAAAUGAACGACAGCCGAAUUCACCGGAACAUGAAGAUCGCUCGGGAUGACAGCGCCGCAAAACUCGGCUGCAGUGACUGAAGUGACUUUCCACUCAACACAUUGGAAAGGAUAUCAGAGCGAGCUCUUAUUUUUUCACUCGAAGGGCGGCAUGAUAAGUGAACCGCGAUGGACUUCGGCAUGAUCAUAUUUGCUCAGACACCGUCAUGAUUAGUAUGAAUUUUUACAAUUAUGCCAGUUUGGCUAUAUUUUUCAUCAUUUCUGUUUUGUUCUGUUUUGUUUUUAACUCUAAACUUUAUAUACUAUACGAGUGUUGGCUGUGUUUGAUUUUCAUCACCGUACGUAAGCUUGCAAUCUAACAGAGCGUGAAAAUCUUUAAAACUCGGAAUGUCUAUUUUGUUUUUCCUUUGAGGAUUUUCGUAUCUGCCCACGUUUUAAUAACGUAAAUAACGGCGCCUGGUAUGUUUACAAACCUUUCUUUGGUUCUUCUGUUGCUACUUGCCGGCUCGCUUGUUCCGAAAUUUCACUUUCAAUUAUCGGAAAAAAGCUAAAAAGAAGUCCCGGAAAAGGUCGAACAUGGUACAAUUUGGCAGAUGGCGUGACAGCUUUAGCUCAGUUCUAUGCUCUAUACUCUCAUAAAGCACGCUCUUUCAACCAAUGACAGCGCGCGUUAUAUCCGAACUUUAUUAUAAACUCUCAUAGAGCACGCUACCAAUCGCUCUGACGGAGGGCUAACGCUCGAAACGUCAGCUUUUUUACCCUUUACGGUGGCUAAUUUACGUUUUCAACCUAGUUGUUAACACUAAAUUACCUGCUAUACUCUCCCACCGACGCAGCACCACAGUUUCUUUACUGAAACUUACCCCUUCAUUCAAGCUACAAUAAGCCAAUCAGGAUCCCUGUUAGAAUGGUUCAAAUAAUCUGAUUGGCUCCACAAGACAAAAGCUGUCAAAAGUGUCAAACCAUCAAAGUUCAAAAACCAUCAAAGUUCACAAUCUGCGAUAGUUUACAAACUAAAAUAGUUCGGCAGGUCGAUUUUAACGCUUUUGCCUGAAGUUUUUAAUAGAGAAUCUUCAAGUGAAAUGUUCAGUGAACUUCAGCCGAAUUAUGGCUCAUAAAAAACACGCGAGUUUUUUCACAUGACAAGGUAGAAAACAAACUGUUCAAGGCAAGUGCUUUUUAAAUGAACGACAGCCGAAUUCACCGGAACAUGAAGAUCGCUCGGGAUGACAGCGCCGCAAAACUCGGCUGCAGUGACUGAAGUGACUUUCUACUCAACGUAUCGGAAAGGAUAUCAGAGCAAGCUCUUAUUUUUUCACUCGAAGGCCGGCCGAUGUAGUUUCUGAGGCUUGCUUUACUGUAAUGACCGGAGAUCGCCAUGCUAAGCGAGCCGCGAUGGACUUCAGCAUGAUCAUAUUUGCUCAGCCACCGUCAUGAUUAGUAUGAAUUUUAACAGUUAUGUCUGUUUGAUUAUAUUUUUCAUAAUUUCUGUUUUAUUCUGUUUUGUUUUUGAACUCUGAACUUUAUUUACUAUACGAGUGUUAGCUGUGUUUGAUUUUUAUUACCGUUGAUUCGUAAGCUUGCAAUCUAACUGAGCGUGAAAAUCUUUAAAACUCGGAAUGUCUAUUUUGUUUUUCCUUUGAGGAUUUUCGUAUCUGCUCACGUUUUAAUAAUGUAAAUUACGGCGCCUGAUAUAUUUACAAACCUUUGUUUGGUUCUUCUGUUGCUACUUGCCGGCUCGCUUGUUCCGAAAUUUCACUUUCAAUUAUCGGAAAAAAGCUAAAAAGAAGUCCCGGAAAAGGUCGAACAUGGUACAAUUUGGCAGAUGGCGUGACAGCUUUAGCUCAAUUCUAUGCUCUAUACUCUCAUAAAGCACGCUCUUUCAACCAAUGACAGCGCGCGUUAUAUCCGAACUUUAUUAUAAUUUGUAAUAAGUAGGUGCGUGCGAAUGAGUAAAGCACGGACCGUUUGUUACCUCCAAGAGUUUCGCGUGCCUAAGCAUUCCGCUUCAAAUGUAAUAAGCAGCGGUGGAGUAUGCGGAAUAAUUUGGACAAAAGAUGUAAAUACAUUACGGGAAAGAUCUGUAGGGAAGGGUUUAAGGGAAAUGAUGACGCCUGUUCCUUAAGAUCAGUGAAUUCUCUUUGGUCAUGGAUGCAUAUUUCAUUUUGGAACAUAUUAACUGCUCCAUACAGAGGUCAGAAAGGCCACGCUUGAGGACAACACUGUAAACAAAAGGUCAACUCAGGUUGAAUAUAGGUGAUCAGUUUUGACUCGAUUCGGUCGAAGUAUUUACAAGAAGAGGAAAUGCCGACUCAUUGUUGUGUUCCAGAAUGUACAAAGAAAUACUACCGGAAAGACAAUGGGACAAAAGUGUCUUAUCUUUAAUUUCUGACCGAGAACCCGUUAAGAAGAAAUACCUCCACGCGAUAAGAAGAGACGAAGGAAAGCACUUCAAGGUAACUGAAAAUACAAAGAUAUGCUCCCAGCAUUUCAGGAAAAGUUAUAUUAGAAAUGUCUCGCGGUCAAAAAUGAAUUAAGAGAUGGAGUUGUCCCCUCUGUGUUUUAAUGGAUUCGAACAUCGCCACGCAAAGGAAAAGAGCUGGCGGAAAGAAACUUCGAACUGACAGCUUCGAAAAGUGCAUCACGAAAAUUGUCUACCCCAGCUAUUGUUCUUGAAGAAUUAUCAAAUGAAUCGUCGAACGAAAUGGUCCCAGAUCUACCAGAUUGUGGCUUAAAAGUCGAAGACGAAACACAAACUGAUUUUACCGACCAGGAGGCCUACUUGAGAGAAAUUAUUGACAACAAUAACAAGAAGAUACAUAAACUCGAACUCAUUUCCUACUGGCGGUCAAAAACUGACAACAACACUGAGUCUGAUUACAGUGAGGGCAGACUACUAACAAAAACGGGGAGAGCUAGAUCUUUAAGGCCCCUUGAUGAAUUUUUUAUAGUCAUGUGUAGACUAAGGCAAGGAUUCCCAGUGGACCAUCUAGCUCAAUUAUUUAAUGUAUUAGCAUCCACAGUAAGUAGAAUAUUUAUCACAUGGGUCAAUUUUAUGUUCUUUAAGUUUGGACAGAUAAACAAUUGGCCCAGCAGAAAAGUAAUCGAUACAAUGCCCGAAUCUUUUAAGGGAAGGUAAAAAUCUACUAGAGUCAUAAUUGACUGUACUGAGGUUAGAUGUCAAAUGCCAAGCAUCUUGCAGUUGAAUUGAGAACUUUUCAGUGCUUACAAAAAUCACACAACUUUGAAAGGUUUGGUUGGUAUUUCUCCCAGUGGAGCAGUGACAUUCAGAAUUCUACAGUAUACAGGUUCUAUCUCCAAUUGGGAAAUUGUCAGAUGGAGUGGAUUCUUAAAUCUAUCAUUUGAUGACAAAGACUCCAUUAUGGCAGAUAAGGGAUUCAUAGUUUAGGAUUUGUUGCCUUUGGGAGUCAGUUUAAAUUUGCCACCCUUUCCUGGAGCAUCUUCUCAGAUGGCUGCAGAAGACGUGGUAAAAACACAGGAAAUUGCAAGUUUACGGAUUUAUGUUGAACCUGCCUUUAACAAGAUUAAGAAUUUUCACAUCUGGGACAGAGUUGUUCCACUACAUCAAAUGGGAAUUGUAAACCAGAUGUGGGAAGUGUGUGCAUUCUGUUGUAAUGCACAACCUAACCUAAUAUCAAUGUGAAUAUCACAUUCAUGUGAGGCAUGAAUGAAUUACUUAACCCAUAAAUUGCCUACAAAUCUCUUCUCUCCCUAGAUUAUAAGGGGCUACAAAUUGGGCAUUAAGAUAAAGACAACAUUUUCCCCUCUGUUCUGACUAUUUAUCGUAAGGUAUACAUGAUGAUCAUAAUUGAGCAACUUCUUUUCUGUCUGCAAAGACCAUGUUGUCUAUGUUGUGUUUAAAUUAUCUUUGGUGCAAAAUGUUUAAACCAGUUUGGCUUUAAUUUUCCUUUGUAUUCUUUAGCAUACUUUAGAACAAAGGAGAUUAAAAAUCAAACUGGUUGGAAAAAUUUCAACCCAUGACAAAUUAAAAUUACAAAACAGUAAGAAUUCAUUCAUGUAAGGUAUUAAUUCCCAGUCAACAAGUAAAUUCACGACAAUUAAGAAUAUUUGAAUGUAGAAGCAUGGUAUUACCAGUUCUGUUGAAAAAAACAGAUGUCAUAACAAAAUAGCUUUAGCAGGAAAACUGUAGAUUACAGGGUCAAUCAGAUGUAGCUGUUCACAAGACUUCACAAUCACUGUUGUUAUUUGCCAGACAAUUUCAAUUGAAAAGCUUUGCAUAAGCAAACUUAAUAAAAUGUUCAAAGUAAUAAGAAAGCAGUUUCUGCCCUUGUUCGGCCCAGAAACCAGGGUCGUAUGUAGUCAUGCACUCGCUUCACCGCGUCUCCACAACAUUUAAGCCAAAAUUUAAUAUCUGAGAUUUUUAACUCCUCAGGUUUUCUUCCAAGAAGAGAAGCGCCAGGUAUAUCGUUUUCCGUAAGAAAUGUCGGAUUUAAAAUAUUCGAACUACUCGCCUUAACAAUCGAAGAGGGACGCGACGCGAUAGUUUGGCCUUUCUGACCUCGUUUUCAUGCAACUCGAUCCAGGACUCUCGCGAUGUCCGCCAUUAUGAAAGUCGUAUAUCGGAUAGAAAGCGUGGACAUCAUUAAUUAUUCAUAACCGAUAUAGCGUGCCUCGACCAGCAAGCUGUUAGUAAUUGGGAGCUCUUUUCGCAGCUCACUGAAUCCCCGAUCGCUUUGCAAUCUGUAUGCGAUCGGGAGCUGAUGAUCAGUUCCAUUCCAGGGAUAGCACUAGCAUAAAACGCUCGAUAGAAACUGUGAUCCUAAAAUAGCGAAUUUGUUCAUAAGCACUACUUCGUUCGCUUUUUUCAUUUUCAAUUCGAAAAAACUUACAUCAGAGCGAUUCAGAGAAUUUAUUUUGUCCUUCAUUUACGAUAAAAUAAAUUUUUCGAUGACACAAUCGAAUCCUAAGCGGGAAGUAAUAAGAAACACACGCUGUUUAUCAAACUGUCUUAGACUUAAUAUGAAGCGAAAUGUAUGUUGAUUAAGUCUUAGCGAGAUAUGAACAAGUAACUUUCCUAUGAUAAAUAUCGAACGCAUAUGGCCCUUACAAAUCCACGCUUGAAAUAGCAAGGUUCAAAUAUGCGUGUACCAUCAGAAACAAUAGUUGAAACAAUACGGUUAUACGGUCUUUGUGUCUUAGCUCCACCCUGACAAUUUAAUGAGCUAAGGAAGUAAAUUAUUCCACACUGCUUCCAUUGCCGCAGCGCAAUGAGAUUGGGAAUAAAUUUGGCGACCCCACAGUGUGAGAACUGUGGGGGGGGGGGGGGGGAGAAAAUAAAAUUCAGUGUUGGCCUCCCAGAACUUUCCCGUAAAAAACCUCUCCAUCUCGUCUUUGCAUGAUUCCAGUUUGCACUGCAGUUGAGCAAGGAUAAUUUACUCAUCUGCGGCAAUCUUAUAUUCGCUGCUGUAAUAUGUGGUGUGAAUAGUAAACUAUUCCACGCCGCUUCCAUUGUCGCACUGCAAUGAAAUUGACGAUAAAUUUGGCUCCCAUCGCUUAGUAUCACUCAGUGUCCUCCUGUUACCACACUAACGAUGGGCUCCUCCCCAAUACUAAUAAUUUACUACAGAGUCCAUUGCUAGAAUGCUUAAGGUCUCUAUUAUCAAAAAACCUAAUCGUAAAUUCCCAAAACUACACCAAAAUGCAAUCCAAUAGCCCUGGAAAGAGAAACUGUCCAUUUUCAUUCACCGAUCACCCCUCAUUGUAAGGUCUCUUCCCUGGAUUGUAGGAAGGAAAGGCACACACAAAUCGUUUCAACUGGUUAAAGUCUUGCUAAAACCCGGUCAGUUCCGUAACAAUACUCGAAGCCAGUCUUGCCAAGGCUCAAGUGGAAUUCAGAACCUUCGCCAAUUGCAUGUAGUAGAGGGUUGUGUGUCUACGAGUCCAGCCAACAUGGUCCAUGAUCUCGGCUACGGUGUUACGCGCGCCUGUAACUGCUCAGCGGUAACCAGCGUGUAUGCACAUAAUGUUUUCAUAUAUUCCAACUCUCCCGUAGCAUCCAGUAGUCUCCCAGACACAGAGCCAAUCUCCCGCUCUCCCGUACGGGUGACCAAAACUACCGGAUAAAAGGAAGUUUGGGUCAGUUGCUGACAAAAAACUAAGAUUUGAGCUCCGUCUGUUCCAAAAUUCCAAAAUAAUCUGGCUUCUUAUGCCUGUAUUCCGGUUUCUGGCUUCAUUUUCUUGCGUGAUGCACGUUUUUCGGAGGUUCAAAUCAAAAAAGAUAUUUUCAGGGGAGGGGGGGGGGCCGCAUUGGCGAAUUCGGUUGGGGGGGUGCUGGUCCUAAAUUAUAUCUCCAGAUUUGAGAUCUCUAGAAGUUGGCAUCUCUGUGUUUUCUAUAUCGAAUUAAACCUUGUCGACACUUUCUACUUUCGUGACUUUCCGUUAAUAGGCACAUAGAACGGUGGGGGUAAACAGUUAAGCGACAAUGGGAAGGUCUUAAGUAAAAAAAAAAGACGAAAAAACACCUGUAGUUUCCUUGAAACUGACCCUUUAUUACUUGUAUUUGCGUUCACAUGAGUUGGUAGACAAAUGAGCUUUCGAGCCGCACUUCAGUCUUCAUAACCUAAAGCCUUAUUUGACUCACAGUUCAUACUGAUGGUUGAUUUUCCUGAUACUAUUGUUCUUACUGAGAGGAUUAAGAGUUCGUAAUGAAAGACCAGCAUAAAGGCCCAUAAGUCACCUGGAAUUCCAUUUAUGACUCUGCUCCACCCUUCUUUUAAGGGUAGUAACAAAGCAGGCGUGUCACCCGCAUUAGCUAACUUCUGAGCUCUCCAGGAUUUGCGUUGCAAGAGGGGCCACCAACACUUCCUUGGAUAAGUAUACAAGAAAGACAUUUUGGUUGUACCCUUCAGUUCUGUCUUCCAUGUAAAGGUCCCCCUAUUUCACCUACCUAAACCAUUAAUAUAAUGACUAUUAUCAUUAUAGUCAUUAUCAGUAUCAUCAUAGUUGCCAUCAUCAUUAUCAUCAUCAUCAUCUUCAACGUGGGUAACAAAACAACAUUUACAUUGACUUUAAAUUACAAGAAUAACUAGCUAGUGGACUUACUGCUUACUACAUUACUGUAUGCUUAAAGUAUACAAAACACCAACACAAUUAAGAUUGAACAUCUUUUCAUUAUUAAGAUACGUAAUUAACCUAGGUGGCUUCCAUUGCAAAAGAAUUUACCUUUUUCCCUUUCAAAUAUGGUAAUGACUUUAAUACUAUUGGUGUCUUCAACUGUCUUGAGAAACAAAGGAAUAUCUGGUAAUUUUUCUUUCAUAUUCCUCCAAAAUAUUUGCCAUAUAUUUGGAGAGAAGAAUGAAAUAGUUGAAUAUGAAACAGGGAGGAUUUUCAAGAUUUUUGCCAUGUGUUAUUGAAAAUUAUCUCAGAACAUGAAUAUUUUAUCAUUUUCAGAAUUAAUGGCACAUAGGCAAAUCAAUUCAAUUUUGUUCUUUUUUCAGAUUGACAUUUCUAUGGCGGGGUAAGGAGCUUCAAGACUUCAUCAAGAAUACUUCAAGUAAAGAUGAAGUUGUAAUAAUUUGUGGUGCUGUGGAUGAGGAUAUGCAUGUGGCAGCAAGCACAAAGUCAUUCCUUAUUGCUGCUGGCUGGGUGAAUCUAGAACCCAAGGUCGUGAAAUAUGGUAUACCAGCACCCACACCAUUAAAGAUGACUGCACUUAUACAAAUUGUAGCAAAUCAGACCAGCUGGUACUAUUUAUGUACCUUCAAUGAUCCUGUACCAACCAAAGUGGUUUCCCUUUGUCGGGCAAACACGCAUUUAAGCAAUAAUGAUGCUGAUGAGAAAGCCAUGGCAGAGGCCUUUCAGGCCAUCUUGAAAGACGGUAACAACAACCCAGUGAUUAAGCAAGCUCUGAUCUGCCACCUUAUGGCAGGUGAGGAUAGAGUUUUUUCAGUGUUAUCAUCUUAUAUUGUAGGACUUGUCUCAAGAAAUCUUAAAGACACAAGCAGCACGUGAGUGGUGGUGAUUUGGGUGUGAAAUUAGAGCUUUCUUCCAAUCAGUCACAGCUCACACUUCAAUUCAACUAAUUUAAAACAUGAAGAUUAAAAUUAAAAAACAAUUUAAACUAGACACCUGCAGUUGCGUCAGUAAGUUUAGUGUUCUCACCAGGAUUUUUCCAUGGGGGGUCCCAGGGCUGCCUCUGCUGAGAGAUUGGGGCCAUGUAAGAACAUUAGGGUGGCAUAGUUACUCGCGGUCCACAACUGGUGUGGAAAAAUUCUUUGUGAGCACUUUAAAUAGUUUGUUACAUGAGGUACCAUAACCUGAUCUAAUAUGGCGGACAAGGUAGUUAAGAUUUGCAGACAUUUACCAAUCUUUACCACAUAUGUAGGACUAACAGAAAUAAAGGAAAUAAAAUUAAACAAUUUAAAUCUUUUGAUAUCAUGUUUUUCAUUCAUUUUAUUCGAACAAGCUAAAUACCGGACUGUAGAUUAACCAUUAAAACUACUUAACAUUCUAAAGUCAGUUUGACUCUUAGCUUGCCCCUGCACUGCACCUUAAAGGGUGCAUCGUCUUAGCUUUAAUGCACCAUCUCAGUUUUUCUUGCAUGAAUGCUGCAAGGCCACGGCCUGGUGAGAACACUAAGUUUAUCAACUUUAAAUGGAAUAUAAACCACAAACUCACUAAAAACUGCAAAAUGACCAAUCUCUUUAAUUUUUGGUGCAUUUCUUGUUGGCUUGUAACUCUACUAAUGAGUGUCCUGUAAUUGUCAUGUCAGAAUUUAAAGCAAAAAAUUCCCCAUACCAAUCUAAGGAGAGCUUCAACUGUAUAAAUUAAUCUUGGGUGGGGUAUGAUAAUACUAGAGUUUUGCAUAGAAUACUUUGACUCUGCUAAUUGCAAUUUUAUAAAUACAAUUUUAGGGAAAUAACAUCAUUGUCAGAAUGAGAUAUCUUGCUAUUACAUAAAACUGCAGCUGCCAUAUUUGCCUCUAUUGAGUUAUUAAGUAAAUCCUGUUUCAAACAUUUUCUAGGUAUACCAUAAUUGUGUAUAUUUUCACUUACUCUAACAGCUAUUGCUCACGAUCCUGAGUUCAAAGAUGUUCAAGAUUGGGCAGUGGCCCCAUCCUCUUCAACAAACCCACCACAGAUUAUGGAGGAAUUGAAAGAGCAUGUAAGAUGCAUGAUGAAUGGGAAAAAGCCCGAAGCAAUAUUUUUGAGACAUAAAACAACAAACAAAUCACGGUUUGAAAGUAAGGACUUCAGACAAAGUAAUGACUACUGCCAAAAGCACUUUAAAUCUAUCCUUGUAAGUGAAAAUUAUCACAAAAACUAA